Candida tropicalis MYA-3404 is the source of this 1287-nucleotide messenger RNA. It is a transcript of the gene ADE12, whose product is annotated as adenylosuccinate synthase. Gene Ontology annotation, biological process: IMP metabolic process; 'de novo' AMP biosynthetic process. Gene Ontology annotation, molecular function: adenylosuccinate synthase activity; GTP binding. The transcript has a single exon. Lineage: Eukaryota; Fungi; Ascomycota; Pichiomycetes; Serinales; Debaryomycetaceae. The coding region runs from base 1 to 1287 and encodes 428 amino acids. Gene Ontology annotation, cellular component: cytoplasm. The record is from RefSeq and is a predicted model, not a curated record.
AUGUGUGACGUCGUUUUAGGUUCCCAAUGGGGUGAUGAAGGUAAAGGUAAAUUAGUCGAUUUGUUAUGUGAUGAUAUCGAUGUCUGUGCCAGAUGUGCUGGUGGUAACAAUGCUGGUCAUACCAUUGUUGUUGACAAGACCAAAUAUGAUUUCCAUAUGUUACCUUCAGGUUUAGUUAACCCAAACUGUAAGAACUUGGUCGGAUCUGGGGUUGUUAUUCAUGUCCCAUCAUUUUUCCAAGAAUUGGAAAAUUUGGAAGCAAAAGGUUUGGACUGUCGUGACAGAUUAUUUGUUUCUUCCAGAGCUCAUUUAGUUUUUGAUUUUCAUCAACGUACUGAUAAAUUGAAAGAAGCUGAAUUGUCUACCAACAAAAAGGCUAUCGGAACUACUGGUAAAGGUAUUGGUCCAACUUAUUCUACUAAAGCCAGUAGAUCAGGUAUUAGAGUCCAUCAUUUGGUCAACCCAGACCCAGCUGCUUGGGAAGAUUUCAAGACUAGAUACAUGAGAUUAGUCGAAAGUAGACAAAAGAGAUAUGGUCAAUUCGACUACGAUUACGAAGAAGAAUUAGCUAGAUAUGAAAAAUACCGUGAAACUUUGAGACCAUUUGUUGUUGACUCCGUUGUUUUCAUGCACGAUGCUAUCGCUGCCAACAAGAAGAUCUUAGUUGAAGGUGCUAACGCUUUGAUGUUGGAUAUUGAUUUCGGUACUUACCCAUACGUUACUUCAUCAUCAACUGGUAUUGGUGGUGUUCUUACUGGUUUGGGUAUUCCUCCAAGAACUAUCAAGAACGUUUAUGGUGUUGUCAAGGCUUAUACUACCAGAGUUGGUGAAGGUCCAUUCCCAACUGAACAAUUGAACGAAGUUGGUGAAACUUUACAAGAUGUUGGUGCCGAAUAUGGUGUCACCACUGGUAGAAAGAGAAGAUGUGGUUGGUUAGAUUUGGUUGUCUUGAAAUACUCCAAUGCUAUCAACGGUUACACUUCUUUGAACAUCACCAAAUUGGAUGUUUUGGACAAAUUCAAGGAAAUUGAAGUUGGUGUUGCUUACAAAUUGAACGGUAAGGAAUUGCCAAGUUUCCCAGAAGAUUUGAUUGAUUUGGCCAAAGUUGAAGUUGUCUACAAAAAAUUCCCUGGUUGGGAACAAGACAUCACUGGUAUUUCAAAGUAUGAAGAUUUACCAGAAAAUGCUAAGAACUAUCUUAAGUUCAUUGAAGAAUACUUGGGUGUUCCAAUCCAAUGGGUUGGUACUGGUCCAGCUAGAGAAUCCAUGUUGGAAAAGAAAAUCUAA